Dreissena polymorpha is the source of this 4367-nucleotide messenger RNA. RefSeq names its product gamma-aminobutyric acid type B receptor subunit 2-like. The coding region runs from base 21 to 2162 and encodes 713 amino acids. The transcript is spliced from 16 exons. Gene Ontology annotation, biological process: gamma-aminobutyric acid signaling pathway; G protein-coupled receptor signaling pathway. Gene Ontology annotation, molecular function: G protein-coupled GABA receptor activity. Gene Ontology annotation, cellular component: membrane; G protein-coupled receptor heterodimeric complex. The record is from RefSeq and is a predicted model, not a curated record. NCBI's taxonomy places the organism in Eukaryota, Metazoa, Mollusca, Bivalvia, Myida, Dreissenidae.
AUAUAUUGGGCAUUUGCUACAUGCUGCCAAAUGGUGAAUGGUUUUUUCCGUAUAUCCUAAUCGGUGGGGUAUGUCCUACUAUAACAGAGCAGUUUAUAAAAGUUCUAGAAGUUUUCUCGUCCGCACCUCAGAUUUCAUAUCUUGCUACAUCUGCCAACUUGGCUAAUAGAAAGCUGUACCCCAAGUUAUACCGACUAACAGCUCCGGAACGUCUAGGGUAUGCUCUUGUGCAACUGUUAGCAACCUUCAACUGGACUCGUAUAGCGAUCAUUCAGGAAGUGAACGAUAACUUGCCAAUGACUACAAGCGACUUAAUGAAGGAACUCAAUGUUAGGAAAGUAGAUGUUAUUGCCGGAAUGCCCAUAACUGUGGGCUCGACUCCUGUGCUGCAACAGUUGGAGGUACUAAAGAGUCUGGACGCACGUAUCAUUGUUGUAAGUGCUUCUCAAAAGACAACUCUGGAAAUCGUAUGCAAUGCGUACAAGCUGGGACUAUACGGGAAACAGUUUGUUUGGAUAUUUACGGAAAAAUAUUCCGAUGAGUUCUGGAAGGUUGGCGAUGUCAAUUGCACGGAAGAAGAAAGGCAGAGGGCAGUGGAAGGGGCAUUUUUCUGUAAUACUGUGAAUGAUAAGCCCUUUAAAGAAAAGGGAAUUGCAAACAUCACGUACUCGGACCUCAUCACAGAUAUUCGUCAUCGCGCUAAUGUACCAGAAUCCGAACCAUUUGACUACGCCGUCGGCAAGUGUUACGAUCAUGUUUGGGUUGCAGCUUUGGCGUUGAACUGCUGUUUAUCUAGACUUGGGAAAUUAGACAGUGAAAUCCUUUGGGGUGAAGGACAAAAUAUCACUGCCGACUGCAUUGAUAAGUUAGAUUUUGUAGGGACGACGGGUAGAAUAAGGUUUACAGAAGGGGCUCUUAAUCCAGAUGCCGUAUUGCAAAGAAUCCAAGAUGCGAAUACAAAAGUGGUGGCAUAUUUUCGGCAGGAUUAUCACCCAAAUUCUCGUUAUGAGUGGAUAGAUGGAGCACUUAUUUGGAAAGAUAACAUUAUCCCACUUGAUUCUGCUUCGACAAUUCUCAAAGAGAAGUUCGUCCCGAUGUCAUUAUAUUUGACGAUGUGUAUAUUAGCUGGUAUUGGAAUCAUAUGCACAAUCGCUUUCUUCGUUUUCAACGUAUUUUGGAGAAAGCACAGGAUAGUGAAAAUGUCAUCACCAAACAUAAACAGUAUUUUACUUGUCGGCUGUUUACUAAUGUAUGUAACUAUAAUUAUCAAGACAAUGGCAACGACAAGCAAAACAGUGUGUGCGGUGCGAUUGUUUUGCUUCUGGAUAGGAUUCGCUACUCUAUUUGGUUCCAUGUUUUCCAAGACAUGGAGAGUCUACAGAAUUUUCACAAAUAAACAAAUGAAACAGAAAUUGUCAUUAAGAGACAAACACCUACUGGUCAUCAUCGGUAUACUCGUUAUCAUGGAAACACUUGUGUUAAUAGUAUGGGAGAGUUACUCGCCGCAUCAAGUGAAAGAGCAGCGGCAUGCGACAGAGGAUGUUACCACAGACAAAGGGGACAAGGUUUUAGUGUUUUCUCGUGUUUGUGUGUCGGAUCACUCCAACUAUUUCAACUGGACCCUGAAAAUAGUGAAUGGUGCUCUCAUUGCCUUGGGCGCUUUUUUGGCAUGGGAAACCAGACAAGUACACAUAGAAGCUUUAAACGAUUCCAAGACGAUCGGUGUAUGCUUGUACAACGUUGUUAUUCUGAGUAUCGUGGGGCUGUUUCUGUCUAUGAUGCUUGAUGACAAACCGAUUGUACUGAAUGGAGUCACUUCCGUGUGCCUCUUCGUCGGAACUCUCGUAUCGGAGACGUUGGUAUUCCUCCCAAAGAUAUUAGCAGUUUACCGGAAACCCAUUGCAACCCCACAGACUGCCUUGACUAAUGUACAAUCAUCGACAACCUUGAGUAUAACACCAAACCGUAUUGAAUUAGGCGUCAGUCGUUCAUGUGAAAAGGAAAUGCAACCUGAUGAUACGACGAGAGUGUCAUGUGAAAAGGAAACACAAACUGAUGAUACGACGAGAGUGUCAUGUGAAAAGGAAACGCAAAAUGAUGAUACGACGAGAGUGUCAUGUGAAAAGGAAACGCAAACUGAUGAUACGACGAGAUUGGAUUAACAAAUCAAAUGAACUUCCGAUGAGAUUAGAUUGACAACACAAAUUGAACUUUCGACGAGAUUGGAUUUAAAUCAUAAAUUGAACUGGUGAUGAUGUUAAAUUAACAUCACAAAUAUAAAUCAUAAAAAGAUUGAAUUGAUAUUAAACAUCGAACCUUUGGUGAGUGUAAAUUAACAUCAAACAUAAAACUUACGACAUUGGAAUAGCAUUAUAAUUUGAACUUACCAUGAGAUAGGAUUAACAAUAUAAAUAGAACAUACUGCAAGAUUGGUUUGUCAACACACAGUGAAUUUACGACAUGACUGGAUUGAAAGCAAACAAUUAUAAUUAGUAUAACUUAUAUUAUAUAUAAUAUUUUAAGUGUAAUUCGCUGUAUGAGUUUUAGUUAUUUUGAACAUUGUAACAUGUAGCAUUUUAUGCAGCUAAAGACAGACAUACACUUAGGCUGUCUUGUAUUAGGCCUCUGAAUGCUUCCCGACAACUCUGCCAUAUUGGAAUCGAGACUCAAAAAAGUUGAAUUUUGAAGUAUAGCACAUCUACUUAAAACUGAUCAAUGUCUGUGUUUCUGUGUUAAUGUGUAACCCGACGUUUGUGCAGUAAACCCUAUUUGCCCGCUUUGAUGACAAGCAAUCAAACUCACCUAAUCAAUCAGCUCAUCCAAUUAACAAGUAAACACGAUUCUAUUGAAAGUAUAAAAUGGUGGUCAUACAUUUAAAUUCAAUUGAGUAAAUAUUGCUCUGCAAUAGAGCCGCCUGGCUGUCGUGGAAUAUGUAGAGUACUAUUGGCUUUGUACAGUGUUUUCAAGGUGCUAGUUACUUGAGGUGAGGGGAAAUAUCAUGCCAAUAGAGAUCACAAAGUCAAAGGUCAAAUUCGCAUAGGGUUUAAACAUGGAAUUUGUUUCCGGACAUUAUUAAGAGAAUGAUUGACGAAAGAUCAUCUUAAUUGUUAUUUAAAUUUCUUUUGGCUAUAGUAGGGUGCUUUUUUGGUACAAAAGCUCAAAUGUCAAGGUACCUAGGGUCAUUAACAUGAAAUGUGUCUCCAAUAUUACCUCUUUACUAAGGUAAAGUUUAUUUUAUUUUGUAUAGGAUAGUAAAUCAUGCGAGGCGAAGACCCUUCAGUUUUUAGAUAAACAGAUCAAAGGUGAAGAUCACAGGAGCUUAUUAUCUGAAAAAAACAUUUCGCAUAAUGAGAUAUUGACUGCACGUUAGGGUAUAUAUAUAUGUUUUACAAACAUCUCUUGUUUAUGUGCUUAUCUGUGCUACUUAAAACGGCAUAAGUUUGAGAGCAAAAGAAGAGUGGGGAGGAUUUGUUGUAGUUCAAUUACAAAAUCAGUAAGUGUGUUUAAGUGUAUACAAAUAUUACCAACUCCUUUUAUUGACUCAAUGAAUGUUUGUAUACUCUUAUAUGGCUCUGAGUCUGUUGUAAGAUUGCACGUAGCAUUGUCUUUGGUAUUAAUAUAAAAAAUUACUGGUAUUUAAUUAAGUACACAUUAACAUUGAUAAAAUGUUAGCUGGUGGGAAACCUUGAUAGGAUUCUUCAGUAACUGACUUUAUGUUUUGUUAAAUUGCAAGGAGUGUAAUUGAAUUAUUAAGUGUUGUAAUGUUUGUUCUAAAUCGUCAACAGUUGAGUUUAACUUAAAUUUGACGUAAAUAAAUACACAAUUUCAGAUAGAAACUGAAUGUGGUCGUGGCAAAUUAUUCAAAGAAUUUCAAUUGCAUUAAUAUUCUUAAAUAUCUUGGCCACUGUGUGGUUAAAGAGCAAGUGAAACCUACUUUUUUUAACGUAAUGCUGUUGAGAUAUUUCAAUAUGUUAUGCAGUAUUUAUUGUGGGUAGUAAAGCCUAGUUUGCUUGUUUGCAGUUUGCUACAACAUUUAGUUGUGCAAAUUGAUCGUAAUGCUCAAAUUCGCCAUUACGUGCAUUUGUUUGUAAGUGGUCAACAACUUAGUAAUAUUUAAGAUUGAAAAUAUAACGUGAAAUACCAAAUCAUACUUUAAAUAGUAUUGUCUUCGUUUUUGUUAGUUUAUGAAGUGUGAUGGUUUUAUGAAAUGAACACUUUGAAAUGUAGACGAUGAUAAAGCUGAAUUAAUCUGAAGCUACUAAGAAUGCCUUUUUUAGAUAAUUUGAUAUACUUUGACUCUAUUUGCUAUAGUAUUUGUGAUAUAUCCCUUGUAUCCUGUACGUUCAAAUAAACUUAAAUAAAACUUC